Messenger RNA from Helianthus annuus (common sunflower), 1263 nucleotides. Its product is annotated as upstream activation factor subunit spp27. Bases 122 to 1057 code for a protein of 311 amino acids. Gene Ontology annotation, cellular component: nucleus. The record is from RefSeq and is a predicted model, not a curated record. The transcript is spliced from 6 exons. NCBI's taxonomy places the organism in Eukaryota, Viridiplantae, Streptophyta, Magnoliopsida, Asterales, Asteraceae.
AUAAAACAAGCAUAACUUUUAACCACAAGGAACUAAAAAGAGAAAACUCAUAUACUUCCACUUUAUCUUCUCAUCAUUUCUCCACCGUCAACCGACUUUCAACUUUCGGCACCGGCGAACGAUGGUACCGGACUCCGAACUCACCGAUCGGCUACAACAAAUCCUGACCACCGCCGAUUUAACCACCACCACAACCGCCAGCAUCCGUCGGCAACUAGAACACGAAUUCGGAAUCGAUUUAACUGACAAAAAGGCGUUUAUUCGCGAACAAAUCGAUGUCUAUAUUCAAAAUCAGCAACCGAACGAGAACGAAGACGAUAACGAAGAGGAAGAACCAGAGGAAGUUGAAGAAGAUGAGGUUGAAGAAGACAGCAAUGGCAAGAGCGGCAGUAGCAGAAAGUUAGGGUCAAAAAAAGGGAACAAAGAGGUGAAGAAAAAAGGGGGUGGUUUUACCAAGUUAUGUACUCUUUCUCCCCAACUUCAAAAGUUUACAGGGGUGCCUGAAUUAGCUAGAACAGAGGUUGUUAAACAACUUUGGAGUUACAUUCGAGAGCACGAUCUGCAAGAUCCAGCCAAUAGGAGGAACAUACGCUGUGAUGGACUGUUACAGGAACUUUUUGGUGUGGAUACUAUAGACAUGUUCCAAAUGAAUAAGGCUCUUGCAAAGCAUAUAUGGCCGUUAAAUUCUGAUGGCGCUCCUGUAAGUGCAGAACCGAAGGAAAAAAAGCCAAAGAAGGAAAGAGAAGCAGAUUCAGAUGAGCCAAAAAGAAAGGAGAAGCGACAGAAGGGUAGUGGCGGUGGUUCUGGUAUUAUGGCUCCGAUUCCGCUUUCAGUAGCUCUAGUGAAAUUUCUUGGAACAGGUGAAAAUGCAUUGGCACGUUCAGACGUUGUGAAGAGAAUUUGGGACUACAUUAAACAAAACAACCUUCAGGAUCCCUCGGACAAAAGAAGAAUUCUAUGCGAUGACAAGCUGAAAGAGCUCUUUGAUGUGGACACAUUUAAUGGAUUUACUGUUUCAAAGCUUUUAUCAACUCAUUUCAUUAAGGCUGAAAGGUGAGUCCUGCACUCAUGCUAGUUAAGAGCAUGAAAUUUUGCUUUAAUUAUUCAUCUCUAACCAACUGGCCCUGUUGUAACCCUAGUGACAUGUAUGAUGUAUCUGUUGUUGCAAUGAAAAAUGUAGAAAACAAAAGGUGAUUACUGAAAACCGAAUGUACCUUGCAGUUUUUUGUAGUAAUAUGCACUUAUGAUCAUCCUCGUUUGGUA